Xyrichtys novacula (pearly razorfish) is the source of this 15467-nucleotide messenger RNA. Lineage: Eukaryota; Metazoa; Chordata; Actinopteri; Labriformes; Labridae. The record is from the annotation of a GenBank genome assembly.
GUGUCGGUGACGGUUAGCCUCCGUGCUAACUCCGAGCUAAAGUUUCACUUUCUGACAGUCGGGGGUUAAACUCUCCGGAAUGAACAAGGCUUCCUGGAAAACGAAACCAGAAGCCGCCGCUGUUGUUUUCGACUCUCACUGGGACAUAAAUGACAACAUUUGAAACACUUUUCUUCGGAUAUUUCGCGGCGUAUGAAAGAUUUAAGCGCUAACCGCCGGGCACGCAGUUAGUUUUACAGCUAGCUUUAGCAGCUAGCUCCUACUGCUAGCAUGGACAGCAUGCAGAGUAAUGAGGAGAGGGGCGCAGAGAGACAGAUGGAUGACUAUCUGAAAUCUAUCGGUCUGCAGCGGAAGAAGAUCGCCAAAGACGGCUCGUGCUUGUUUCGGGCUGUCGCCGAGCAGGUAAAGGUGUAAAAACAAAGUCCUCCGAGUUUGUUGAAAGUGUUAGCUAACUGAGCUGGAGCAGAGCCAGGUGUGUUUGCUGUGAGGCAGCAGGUGUCUGAUGUUUGCCGAAUUAAAGUUCAGCAAAGAAAUGAGCUUUACAGAAAAGUUUACAACCAACGGUGAAGAUUUAAUAACUUUAAACCACGAAAAACUUCAAUUUGUGACUUUUUUAAACGGACUUCUGUCUGAAGAGGUGAAGUUGGAAGUUUCAGCUCAAUGAUGGUCUCAGACAGAUUAUCCUAAAUGUUUGUUUUCGUGUUUUUGAAGUUUGGAUGUGAAGUAUUCUACUCAUGGCUGAUCUGUGACCCUCUUCAGGUGCUGCACUGUCAAAGUCUUCACACUAAAGUCAGAGCUGAAUGUGUGGAGUUCCUGAAACAGAACAGAGAGAACUACGAGGCUGUAAGUCCACCAGAGACUGACUACAAACACACUCUGUUUACAGUUUAAAGGGAUAUUCCGGCACAAUUUAGGGUCAAACACUCUGUAACUCCACUUCUGUAGUCUAUAAACUGGACCAAGAAACUUCUACUGUAGUAAAAUGAAAAAGGUAAAGGUGUUUUUAUUGAGCCAAAUUAUCAAUAAAACCAUGAUUUUGUUAACAGGUAUGGAUAUUUGUGCUGUUGAGUUGGUAUAUGUGAACAAGAGCACAGUAAAGUUAAAUAAGCUAAUUUUCCAAUGAGGUUCUGUUACUGAAUAAAACUACACCAUGUUCUACUCAGUUUAGUACAUAUAGGGUCCCAGCCGUAGUACUAGACACCAAAUAUUUUUUUAACUUUGACUAAUUUCUUUAGCAAAGAGACUGAACACAACUCACCUACUUUCUUCCAGCAGUCGCUUGUUUGUAGCGAGACCUUAAGCCAGAGCAUUACGGACUACAGCGGAGUUUCGCAGCUCAACGAACAACAUUUAUGAUAAUUUCUUUAUCAUUUCCUUGAAGUAAUAAUCACCAUAUUAAUCAUUUUGCACUGCAGACGCGGUAGUUCUUCUGACUUAGCGUCUCAGUCUGAUUGUAUUUCCAUGAAAAAAUGAUCAUAAAUGUUCUUCCUUGAGCUGCGGCACCCCGCCGUAGUCCGUAAUGGACUGGCCUGAGGUCUCACUGCUGGAAGAGAGUAGGUGAGUUGUGUUUCGUCUCUUUGCUAAAGAAAUGAGUCAAAGUUAAAAAGAUGUUUUUAUAUUUAUCUAUAUUAUUCAUUUAUUCUUUAGUUCAUUCAUUUAAACAUAAAAAGAACCAAUUUAAUUUUAAUACAAACGUUCUCCUAUCUGGAAUGAAAGGGAGCAGAAAGAAGACUAAUCUUAUUUUUUCUGCCCCUUUAUCCCCAGAAAUCAAUUUACAAAGAACAAACUUUAAAUAAUGAAAUAAUUAAAUAAAAGAUCGGAUUUAACAAAAAAUCCGAAUUGUGCAUCGUAACCUGCAGUGUGAACGUAGCCGAAGUCGGAAUUGUUAGUUUUUGUCGAGUCUGUUCAGGAAUAUUUUGACUAUUUAUAGAGUUGUCAUGAUCCCAGAACUCUAAACUCAGGUAUUCAACCUGCAAAAGUCAAACAUGUGUCAGUACCACAGCAGCUAAAGGUAAACUCAGGCACUUGGUUUUACUGUAGCCCAGUUUGAACUAAACUCUUCAUUUAGUUUACACAACACUGAUACAGUCAGUGGAGCCCCCCUUUAUUCCUCCUGUAAGUAGGGAUAGAGAUCGAGACCCAAAUCCAUAAAAAACAAAGAUCUGCAAUUCACAGAAAUCCACAAAAUUUGAGUUUAGGAAACCCUCUCACAGAUGAGCUGAAUUUUCCACCCUGACGAAGUUUACAGUUUACACAAACCAAAUAAAUCACAACAUCAUCCUCAGAGCUCUGUGUGAGGAUGACUGUAAGGAGCAGAAAUGAAACUGAAACUUUUAGUGACUCUUAUCGUCGUAAAGCCUCACCCUGCUUUACAGCUCGGCUCUCCUUCAUUUUCCGGUCAGGUCAGGUUGAUAAUCUGACACAUAAAAAUAGUUUUGGCAUGACUUCAUGAUGUCCAUGUUGAUCCAGUUAUCAGCAGAGAGACGACAUUUACACCAUCAGGGCACAGAUUUAUAUUUUGUGUUUGCUUCUGUCUCUUAAAACGUCCUAUAAACAUCACAGUUAAACGUUUGUUUGUGUUUGUGCUUCAGUUUAUUGAAGGAGACUUUGAGGAUUACCUGUACAAGCUUCAGGAUCCACAGGUAAGAAUUUGGUUUACUUUGAUCACUGUUUAUAAAUGUAUAAGAAGCUGAUUUCAGUGCCCUGAUGUUUGUGUUCUUCUCUGUUUUUUUUAGCAAUGGGUGGGAGAGGUGGAGAUCAACGCGCUCGCCGUUAUGUACAAGUAAGAGACGCUUAUAAUCUGUGAAAAGAGGAGGAAGAUUAAUGUGUCUGAAAAGCCAAGGGACAGCAGACGUACAGUGACAAAGAGGCUAACCCUGAAUUUCCACAAAACAACAAAUUAUUACAAACGUUUAUUCUGACUUUAAUCUUUUUAUUUUGGGGGUUUUAUGGUCCUACAAGCAAGUCAACAAACAAUUACACUGAGGAAGGAAGAGAUAACGACAUAUGAUAACUCCUCUAAAGUUUCUCAUACUGUGUGUCCACUUCUGACCGAUCAGAUUGCGUGUUGUUGCGACGUCAGAUUCACCGGAAUAUCCAACAUGGCCGACCGGCUGAUUGUUCACGUGUCGGAGAACAGAGUGAUUUUUAAUAAAAAAACACAAAUAUUACAAAGAUAAUGACCUGAAGGACGACUUGUGGAGAGUCAUAGCGUCGGAUUUCUCAUAUGACGAUGGUUUGUGUUCUUUAACAGUUUGAUAAACGUCUUUGUUUGAACUUUCAUCUGUGCUAACGUAAGCUAACGGUUGUUACCAUAAUUUCAUGUGCUUAUCUUAUCACCUCUGAUUGGCUAUAAGUGCUGAUGAAGUUUCCAGCUUUUCUAGCCAAUCAGAGGCGAAGGAGGCGGGACGUUCCCCGGGAAUACUCUUCCCCAGGAUGCGUCUUUUUCCCCCUGGAAAGUCGCAAAAUCGCAUUGGGCUUGUUGUGUAUAGUCAGGCGCGUCAAAAUUCACUUCUGAAUAUUUUGUAAUUUCGCAUUCUAUAUUCGCGUCGGACCCGGUGUGUUAGGACCUUUCCACUGCAGACGCGUUUGUUCUUCUGUCUUAGCGUCUCUGUCUGAUUGUAUUUCCAUGAAGAAAUUAUCAUAAAUGUUCUUCCUUGAGCUGCGAAACUCCACUGUAGUCCAUAAUGGAAGAACUGAAAAACACUCAGUCUGCUGUAGGGUCAGUCUUCUCGCUUCCACCCAGGACGGGUCUUUUUUUUCCCCCCGGAAAGCCGCAAAAUCGAAUCGCGCUUGAUGUGUACAGUCAGGCGCGUCAAAUUCGCCUGCGAAUAUUUCGUAAUUUCGCGUCGUAUAUUUGCGUCAUUCCCGGUGUGUAAGGACCUUUAGUCUGACGGUGUUACAGAAAACGUCCAAACCACCAAACUCCAUCCCAAAAAUCAUGAUUUUAAUCACACAGACGCAGAAGUCGUCGGUUUGUUGCUUCCUAGUUGUAUUUUUGUUCGUGUUUUUACUCACAAAUCCGACACCACAACCCGACUUCAAUCAACCUCUCUAAAGGAGGCGGAGGCAGACCGGCGAAGUGUGUGUGUACGUUUCUAUUUAGAGUUCAGAGUUAGAUGCUGAUGAGUCAGAGAGGCUUCAUCAUCAGCCCUGACCCACAUGUUUCACCUCUCUCUGGGUUUGUGUUUGUGUUUGUGUAGGAGGGAUUUUCAGAUCUUUCAGGAGCCUGGAAGACCUGCUGUCAACAUCACAGACAACAACUUCAAGGACAAGGUGACACCGAACGCACCCAGACUGAAUCUUAAGAGCAAAGUCGACAUUUAUUAAACUCAGAACAGCAGAAAGCCUCUGAUAACGGUGAAACAGUUUCAGAUGUUUUUGCUUCGAUGAGGUUUAAAUCGUUACUUGUUUUGGAGUUCAUAUUAAACAGCAUUUCCAUCAGCUUCUGCAGAAUCAAACACGAUCUGUUUACACUUGAAACGCAAAAACUCUUAAAAUGGACCUGUCACGAUGACGUGUGUGUGUUUUUGUGUGUCUCAGGUGCGGUUGUGUUUCCUGAACGGGAAUCACUACGACAGUGUUUAUCCCGUUAGCCGCAUAAAGAACGCCGCUCUCUGCCAGUGUGAGUGUUUUAAGUUUCUCAAACUGGGGCUCCAGGCCCCUAAAAAAGUCCACAGAUACAAAGAACAAAACCAGUAAUGAUCGAUAACUGUACCUUAAAGCUCCAGUGAGCGGCUCUCAUGGAAUUUAACUUGUAAAACAAAUUCAUCUGUUUGUCUAAACCUUGUGCGUAUGGGUGUGUCCCUUUUAGCCAUCCUGUUCGAGCUGCUGUACGACGAUGUCUUCAAAGCUGACAAGAGUUCACUGGGCGUGUGUCAGAAGGGGACGACUCGACCCCGCGACCCGCUCAUUGACGACAACAUGGUGACCUGCGCCAGCAGUGAUGAGUCUGACGUCGACGCUGGAGAGCCAGUUUGGUAAACAACCUGUGAACAAAUCCAUAAUCCAGAAGCCUUAAUUAGUUUUAAAAGAAUCUAUCUAAGUUUUGUUAAAGGUGGGGUAGGCAGGAUUCCGUUAAAAGAAAAUCUAAAAACAUCUGAACUGUGUUUUUUUAUUUUUUAUAAUGCAGGGUGGAUAAUGGAACGAGCACGACGGCUCCGAGACACAACAACAGGGUAAAACACGCUGACAAAUACUCUCAACCUCUGAUUCACUCCUGCAGAUUUACUGAAUUUUACUGAUUUCACUCAACAACUCUGUUCUCGUGUUUGGCUGACAGGGCCGCGGACGAGGUCGCGCCUUGUCAGAGAGGGUGUGGCGUUCGCUGAACCCGACUCUGCUCAGGAACAUCGAGUACGACGUCUGGCUUAAAACAAAGCGAGGUGAGGGUGGAAGCAGAGGAAACAGACUGAGUCCUGGUCAGACUUUGAGCUGCUAUUCGGGUAAAAUCUCAAGGUUGAAGAUGUGCUGAAGGGUUAGGAGACUUCUCAAUGUGUUUUUGAAAGAAAACAUAGAUGUCUGAAGGUAGUUUUAGGUUUAGCGUUUGGAUAAGAAACACAAAACCGUCCCUCAGUCCUGUUGUCAUGAAUCCAGAUAUGAGAAAACUUAUUUCUGUAGCAGACUGUAAACAGGUUUUAUUCUGCUGUAAAGUUUUGGCCAUUAACAUGGGGGUCUGUAGGGAUUGACUCACCACUGGACUCAGCCUCUAGUGGCCAAAUGAGGAACUGCAGUUUGUGUGAUUUUCACAGUAGCUUCAGAUUGUAACACCAGAGGUAGCUCUUGCGUCUAACUGGCACAGUCCUUUGACCUGUUACCCACCGCAUCCGUAACGAAUACGAAAAGGUCGUAUCCUCUGAUCGUAGCUGAUCGUAACCAUUCAAGUUAACGUGUCGAUUUCCACCGGCAUCUUUCCGUCCCCGCUGCGGAUCGCCGGACUCCACAGCUGAUUGCAAGAGUUCUAUUUUUUCUGGACGCCGGCGCAAGGAAUUGGCAGACGGCGAAAAUCACAGCUGUUCCACCUGCGGUGGAAAUUAGGAGUGUAUUGUAUGUUGUUGUCUCUUCCCUCCUCUGUGUCCUUGUUUGUUCACUUGAGAAUAAGGUUAAAGUUAGAAUAAAUUUUUGUAAUUUUUUGUUUUUUGAUGUUUUUUUUCAGCUCAACAGAAGUUGGAUUAUUCCAUCGCCGCAGGGAUGCAGUUUUCAGUAGGAGAUCGCUGUCAGGUGCGUGUGAUGUGUUCAGGGUCCUCAGUUAAACUCGGUUUCCUUAACUGUAGUUAUAUCAUGAUGUUUAACUUUGUGUGUUUCGUCUGUAGGUUAGUCUCGAGGGGAGUGGGCGGAGCUACAAUGCAACCGUCAAGGAGGUUCCUUCGGACAAUGGCCUGGUGACGGUUUUUGUAGAAGAACUGGGCAAGAGGUAGAUCAGACUUACACACACACACCUUUAGAUUUAAAAAACAAUCACAUUGGAGAAGUGAGGGGCUGACAGGUGUGUGUGUGUGUGUGUGUGUGUGUGUAGACAGUGUGUCCCUCUGUGGCGUCUCCGUCCCUGUGAUGAGAACAGCUGGAGUACGGUGGUGAACCGGGACAAGAAACUCAGCAACGGACACGGAGGUAUAAGACACACACACUCGCACAAUCACACACUCACACACAUACACACAGUCUUGUCGAGUAAACUCUCCUCCCCUCCUCAGAUUGGGAGGAGAAGGGGAAAGGUAAAGGCAGGGGGAAACACAUCCCGGUAUCCUCAUCUGUUACCACGGCGACCGCUCAGGGCUCCAGCGGGCGCGUGCAGAAACAGCACUCCUGGCCCUCGCAGGCGAACGCGGAGGAGGGAGGAGCCAAACCCAGCCGGUCAGUGUCACUUUUUCUUCUUGAAGUGUUUUGAUCGGAGGGAGUCUUCUUUGUUCUCGAAAGACACGCAGACGUCAAGUUUUCAAAUAUUCAUAUUCUCUUAUUUUUCAGGAAGUCUGUGAGUUCGGUGGACAAGGCGUUCGGUAUAACAGAGGAGCAGCGUUUGGCCAAAGAGGAGGAGAAGAUGAACGUGGCGUUGGUGGAGAUCCAGCUGAGAGACGAGAACAGCUUUCCCGCUCUCGGGGUCAGUGAAGACAAACUCAAUAUUUACUCAACUUCAAACUUAAAGGUGGGGUAGUCAGGAUCUGAGGAAGUUCCAGUUUUUAGGAGAAAUCUUGGAUGUAAACUCUACCCCUCCCAACCAGUUUUCCCCUCAAGCCCCGCCCACAAACAGACGCUCCUGCUCGUUCCAAUCAAAUUCAGAUAUAAUGCAGAUAAAUCCUUCAGAUCAUUACAAAUGGGGCCCAGUCAAGGUGAAAGUCAAAAGCAUUGGUGCUACUGUAGAUGCCAACAGACUACCAGCAAACACAAUGUUUGCAGGACUUCUACAACGAGGAUAAAGUGACAUAGUCCAGGACCCGAGGGAGGACAGUUUAGCGAUGGCGCUACAACACGCUACAGCAGGUCCGUUUGACAAGAAACACUUCUGUUACAGACACUUGUCUUACUUUGUUAAAGCGGUUUACCUGUCCAGCAGAAAGGUUACAGGGUCACCAAGAUCCCCAAGCGUCCCCCAUGGUUUAUGUUGACCCGGCUUUUUAGCUCUUGUCCGGUCUACCUCCGUUUUAAGCGCCCGUUAUUCCUCCAGAGUCUCCGGUAUUUACUUUGUUUUCUUGCUUGUGUCGGCAGUCGUGGCCAAAGGAGGAUUCAGACAAUUUUCCGAACUUUCUGGUUGGUUUCUACUGUCCGAUAUUGUAGCACGCUAACUUUGUUUGGGCUCGUGAACGACACGGGGGAGCAGCGUCUGCCUCACAACCAAUCAGGUUAGAGGAGGUGGAGAACGGCUUUGUUUACAGUCAGAAGAAAGGCGUAGUUUGGGUGUUUAUGUGACCUUUAUCAAAGUGGAAAUAUUUGGAAUAACAGAAAAUAAGUCCCUUAAAAUAAGCUAAGAUGUAUUCUGUGUUUCUCACUCACAGGCUCAGUCUGGAAGUCAAGGUGAUGGAGGGAGGAAGAAAGGAGCAGAGAAAAGACGAUCUCAGAGGAACAAGACGGUAAGAUAAUUCAAUGUUUUUGUCUUUAAACAGAAUUAUUUGAUCAGCUUUAAACUAUCUUUAAAAGUUCAACCAGCAGCUUAUUACAGCUUAAAGUCAACACUAUGAAAUGUUUUCACAGAAGAGUCCAGUUGAAGACAUCAGAGCUCUGUCGCCCUCUUCUGGAGAAAGACCCAAAUCCUCCUCCCCACCUUUAACAACUACUGCUACUUCUUCUGCAAAUACCGCAGAAACCACUACUCCCACCACAAAACCUCGUGCAGCCCCUCCUUCUGCAGACUCUGAUGCCGCCCCUGCCUUCCCGAGCUCCCACAAGGCUUCAUCACCAAGUGCACCUUCCUACGCCUCGGCUGCAGCGGGUCCACCUGUUUCUCCUACAGCUGCAGCUGCUGGGCCAGGAGGUGCCGUCCCAUCUUCUGCCUCUCUUUUCUCCUUCAUCACUCCCGUCCUCCCUCCUGCUUCUUCACCCCCAACUUCCCACGCCCCGUUCUUACCCUCACUGCCACCCUCCUCUUCCUCCUCGGCUCCUGCACCUUCAUCAGUAUCUACUCCGACCUUUAUCGCUCCCAUCGCUCCUUCACCUUCCGUUGCCCAGGGUGCCCUCCAUCCUUCCUCUCUCUCCCGCUCCUCCACUCCUGUUUCCCCUCUUCCUCACUCCCCUAGUCCUCCCCUGGUCUCCUCGUCCCCUCUAACUCAGACUGGAGCUCAAAUCCCCCAGAACCAGACCCGUUUGCCUCAGGUUGAUCCUCAGAUGUGUCCGCCUCAAAACCAGGAUCAUAUCUCAGAGUCCCAACCAAUUGUAUUUACCCAAACCCCACUCUCACUGCCUCACAACCAGUCCAGAGUCCAGACCGCAGUAAGUGAAAACCAACCAAACCAAACCCCAUUAACCCAAGAUCAGACCCAAAUCCCAACCUCAUUAACCCAAAAACAGACCCCACCCGUCCAAGACCCGGCUGAAAUCCAGACGCCAUUAAUCCAAAACCAAACCCAAAUGCAGACCCCAUUUGCACAAAACAAGACCUUGCCUUUUCUGCCCCCAAACCAGACCCAGUUAACCCAAACCCAGACCCCAACAAUCGGAAACCACGCCCAAAUCCACACCUCAUUGACCCCAAACCAGACCCUUCUUUCUCUGCCCCAAACCCAGACCUGUACACCCCAGCUCCAGUCACAAUCCCAGCCCAACACUGAAGUGACCCAGAUCCCCACCACGGUCCCCCAGAUUUCUGCCUCACACCCUCUCCCCCAUUACCCUCCACAGUCUGAGCCUGAGGAGGUCCAGGAUCAGUCCUCCUACUCCCUCCCACCCCAGGCCCCAGUUUCUGUCCCUCAGCCCCCUGUCCCCCAUCCUCAACCCCAUGUCCAACAUCCUCACCCCUCCCAGGUUCCAAACCCUUCCUCUCAGACUCAAUCAGAGUCUCCUCCUCAUCCCGCUCCCCAGCAGUCACACCCGUCUCACCCCUCUCAUCUCCCUCAGUCACUUCCAGCACACCCUCCUCCCCUCUCUUCUCAACCCUCGUCCAUCCCCGGUACUGUCCCCCUGGAGCAGCUGUCUCAGCUCUACCAGGACCCGCUGUACCCUGGGUUUCCUCAGGGGGAGAAGGGCCAGCCUGUUCCGCUUCCCCCCAUGUCUACCAGCCGAUCAGGGGAUGAUCUGCCACAAGGUUAGCUGCACCAGAAACAAUGCCAUUGUUUCUUCCUUCUUGGUUGUUGUUGCAAAUGUGUCACAUGGUACUACCUGAACUUGGCUGAUGUUGCUGAAAUUUGACCAAAACUUUAUUUACUUUUCUCCUUCUGCAGAUAUCAACGUCUUGAGAUUUUUCUUCAACUUGGGUGUCAAGGUAAGAUUGGAAACUUUUUUUGGUUAUGCAGAAAUUAGCUGUAGCCUGUGUGAAGCUGAAUUAGCCCACCAUCAACCUGCUAGGACUUCAGAUGUACCUGUGACCCGGGAUUUCCACUGUGUCCAGAACGGCUCAGAUCCGGAACGGCAGCGAUUUUUGCGGUACGCCAGUUCCUUCUGGAUCUGUUUGUGAGGCGAACUUUGUGGCGGAUUAAGGACAGCAGGAAUCACGAGAACUCAAUAACAAGUUGUCUUUAGCCACAUAGGCUAACUAUAUAAGCAGUAGAUUGUGUCCUUCGAGAGGAGGAAAUCUGCUUCUAGACUUCUAGAAUCAGCAUUUCUUCAUCCAUGGUGUCAUCAGGUUGAUAUGACGUCUAUAAACCUUUCACUUGUUUGUCUCCGCCCGUUUGCAUAGUGGGAAAUACGAUCCUCCUGAAACACGGAGUGUUUUAUUUUGAAAAGAAGCCGGAUGUUUUAUUUUAUGUCUGUGCCCGACUUCCUUUUCAGCACGGGUUAAUCUGUGCUGAAUUUAUCCAUCAUGUUCUGGCGUCUGGAAAAACUAGAACUGUUGCAAUCAGCUGCGGGGUCCGGCAAUCCGCGCAGAACGGAAAGAAACUGGUGGAAAUUGACAAAUUAACUUGAAUGGAUACGAUCAGCUAUGAUCGGCAGAUACAGCCUUUUCGUAGCCGUUCCGGAUGUGGUGGAAAUUUGGGGUGAGCCUGUUUUAAGUGAGACCCGUAUGUAAAAAAAGUACCAAGAAGAGGCUUGGACUAAUACUUCUCCUACAGCUCACAAUUUGCACCCUUGUCUUUUCUCCAAGGUCUACUCCAUGCCCAUGUUCCCCCCAUAUGUCUACCUCUUCCCCCUCCAACAGGCCCACGCCAUGCACCCCAAAAUGCCCUCUCGCUCUCCCUCGCCCUCCCCAAACCCUCCAUACCCUCCUUCCAACCCUCCACCCAGGCCACAGGAGCACUACCCUCAAUACCCUCCUAACUCUGCAUCGAUGCACCCUCAGUACGACCACCAAGCCCCGCCAACCGAGCCCCCCCAUUCCAGUGAACUCUCCUACCCCCAUAUACCCAGAUACCCAGUCUCUCAACAUGCACCACACAGGAUGCCGCCAACAUGGCAACAGCACCAAAUGCCCCCAAAUUUUUCAGUUGGGUAUUCGUCCCCAAAUCCAACAUAUGCAGCUCCUCCACCCAUUUCUCAGGCUUACCACCAAAGUCAGAGCCCAGGACACCCGUUGUACCCUCCAACUUUGCCCCAGUAUCCACCUUCCUCCCUGGGAUAUCAGUCAUCAUCUACCCCUGAGGAGGUCCAAGGGAGCCAGGGUACCAUGGAGCAGCAUCACCCAUCCAAUGGAGACACAGUUCCUAGACAACAUCUUGUCCAUGCCACAAGUCUUCUUGGAAAUCCUCCUACUGCAAAUAUGGCCAACAACAACCUGAUUCCUAGUUUUGGUACGUGGCACCAAAAUAAAAUACAGAUUCUUUUCUCUAGAGAAAGCUGAAGUGAAACCUUUAAAUAAGACGUUUUUCUCUCCCAUCAGCCCACAUGAAGGAGCAUGCAGAGAAUUUAACCAGAGCAAUGAUGAUAGGAGAGCAACGCAACAGCAAUCCUCUGGUAUGAAGAAUGAACACACAAACACAAAUAUGGUUUUCAUCUUCAGAGCAACACAAACUUGCAAGUGUUUUUCAAAGUUGAUCUACAACCUCAGUUUGUUUAAGGGAUAUUCCGGCGUAAAUUUAAUCUAUAGUUAAACACACCGUAACACGCAUUUAGACACACCGUCGAGAGAUGAAUGUUGCUGACCGCUUGCUUCUCUAGUUAUACCAACUUUAGCAAUGACCACACCUUUAAUGAUUUAUACUCGCACUGUGUGAGCACAAGAACACACAACGUUAUUUUCGACUUGUUUUGAGUCUUAAACGAGCGCAUCAAAUCCUGGAAUCCUCUUAUCCAUUAAUAUACAUGGUCCAUAUAGCGAGUGGCGCGGAUAACGUAAUGUAAUGUGAACACAACAGCGUACUCCCUUGAGCGGCAAGAGAGUGGGGGGGAUCAGCGAAAAUCUUGGUUGAGGUUUAUUUAUGGCUCCUCAGACCGCUGUGUAUUGCUAUCCUGCGUUAGUCACUAAAGUUGGAAUAACCAGAGAAGCAAGCGGUCGGCAACAUUCAUCUCUGGAGGGGGUGUCUAACUCGGUGUUAUGGCAUGUUUGACCCUAACUUAACUUUACGCCGGAAUAUCCCUGUAACAGCUGUUUAAGUGGUGUAGCGAUGUUGUUGAAGUAUUAAUGUUUGUCUUUCAGAUGAUGUCAAACCUAGGUGAUGUACCGGUCUCCUCAACAACCAUGAAAACCAACAGCACACCUGUCCCUCUUGCACCUUAUGAAAUUAUCUCUACAACUGCCACUCCUACUAACAACAACCCAUCUUAUGGUUUCCGUGGCUACGCAAAACCACUUAAUCCCAAUCCCAACACUUUCGUCCCACUCGGGGUACCAGAACCCAAACAGACGGAUUACCUGUCCAUGCCGGCCAUGUCUGUCGGGUGUAGUACGGAGGACGACCUGGAGGAGCAGCCGAGUUUCAAAUCGGCACAAUACAGAGGACCGAGAAGGGGGAGAGGCGGGAGAGGACGGGCAAGUCAUAGUUCAGGGAGGGGAGCCAACAGGAGGGGAUAUGGAGGAGUAGGUGAUUCAGGGCUGGGGAUUGGCAAUGUUCAGUUUUUCCCCUCCCAUAGGGGGAGGGGCCGGGAGAGAGGAUACUAGUUCUUAGCCAGUGAGGUGUGAUGACACAGAAAGCUGGUUUCUGUUUGCUGUUUUGGUUUUGUUUGUUCCCCCAGAGUUCGUUUGGUUUGAACCCUGAUACAGUCGGACAUGUUUAACUUCUUCUUGAUGUCCUUCGUUCUUUGUGUAUAAUUGCUUUUUCGUUACCAUCCUGAAAGCUGAUUGGUCAGUCCAGCUGUUCCAAAAAGCUGCCUCACACGAACAAUCAUCUCAGCAAAAGGCUCUAAGUGUAAUUGGUGAAACACUCUUUUCUUUCAUGACUUAGCUAGUUUGCUAGCAUAGCGUGUUAGCGAGUGCUAGCAUAUCUGUCAAUUGACCAUUGUCAGCUGUUGAAUGUAUGGAUUUUAAGAGUCCGUGUGAAGUUUAUGAUGAUUGUAACUGUGCUUAGUUUAAGCCGCUUAGGGUUUGUUGCUACGUCGAUGUAAUGUCUGAAAAAUGUCCGAAAUUGAAAUUCAAUGACUGUUGCCUUUUUGCUGCGCUUCACGAAGCAGCCGAUACCGCCGCUUACACUAAAGCUAGGGCCAGGAAGGAGUUCGCUUACUUAGCGUGAAGACUGAAAAUGACAGAAACCAUUUGGUGUAGCCGUUAAAAUCAGUAACAAAUAGUUGUAUGUUUCUUAUUUCUACUAUUUAUGCUAAAUUAAGCUAACUAAUUCAGGCUGAAGUAAAAUGUUAAAAAAAAAAACUUACUAACAGUAAUGUUAUCAACAUAAACAUUGACUUUUACUUUCAACCCAAACAUUUGCCGCUAAAAUUACAAAAUCUAAAAAUAACGGCUAGCGAAAAUACAGCCUAGCAUAAAGGUCGUAGACCAAAGGAAACGGCUAGCUUGUUUGGAUGAAAUCAAUACAAAAUCCAAAAACCUGUAUUUCUUGUAAAUUCCAGGUUUGACAUCGGGUUCAGCAGGAAGUUCCUAUUGUCUUACGACAUUACGCUAGGUCACAGCCAUAGCUUCGUAUUAGCCGCGCUAACUUAAUAGAUGAUUAGUUUAUGUAUAACAAUACAUCAAGAAAUGUCGGGGCUUAUGCUGCAUUCAAGUUACCUCGGAAGUCAGAAGUCCAAGCUGAAAAUGACGUCACACCCGAGUUUUCAGCGUUUCAGUUACCAAGUCGGAAAAAAGCAAAAUUGGAAACAAGAUGCCUACAUUUGCAAAAGUUAUUUUCGGACGAGGCAAGCGCGAAAAUAACUUUCAUAGAUGUAGCCAUCUUGUUUCAGGCCUCUGAUUUUCCUUUUUUUGACUUGGUAACUGAAACUCUGAAAACUCGGGUGUGACGUCAUUUUCAGCUCCGACAUCUGACUCCUGAGGUAACUCGAACACAGCAUAAGCCCUGAAAUUUCUUGAUGUAUUGUUAUAUGUAAACUAGCAUUAUUUUUGCCAUAAUAAAGUCAAAUUUCAGUCUCUGUAGCAUCCCUCUAACUAAGCUAAGCACACAAGAUAAGUAUUUGACAAUUAAAGUCAUCUAAGCAAUUGAGAAUAAAAACUCUUAUAGGACAACAGUCUAACAAUCUAACAUUAAAAUUAAAAGACUUUGAUGAACUUUUUCUUGGUUGCAUGACAAAGACAAAACCGCUCUGAGGUGUUUAUGCUAAUUUUGAAGCUCUGGUGAGAACAAGGUUAGUUUGACUUAACAUUAAGACUGCAAACAGAAGCCUAAUUAAUAGGAAAUGCAGAACCCGCACACCUGUGCGUUUGUCACUUCACGGUUUGACCUUGUGUGUCAGCUAAGCUAGCUGUUUGCCCUUGUUUUGGGAUUUUAUGCUAAUUCACGCAAAUUGCCUCAGGCGUUAACUCAUGCGAUUUUUAGGCUACAUUUUCACACUGAAUUUAAAUUUCGGUGAGUUAGUGCUGUGUUGCAUGGCAUCGAGACCUGAAAACUAAUUUUUUCUACCCUUUUUCCAUAUUUUUGGCUUCACUUCGUGUUGUGUUCCGUGCUAGUUUUUUCCCCUUAGCUUGUGAUGCUUAGCUAGGCUAAUUGCAUCAGGCCAUGGCGGCGUUUUAGUGAAUUUGUGACAAUAUUACCUAAAUUGUUGCAUAAGUUUCUAAAAAAAAAAAAGCUAGAGGGAUGCCAGAAAGACUUAAGUUCAAAACUGUGUUUAAAAGCUGAGGCUAAAUACGCUAACAUUUGAUCUUUUAUUGAAAUUAUUUUUACUUUCACCAGUUUUCACGCAAAACUAGAACGUUAACCUUUGCUUCAAAUAUAAAUAACAUUUGAUUCUGAGAAGAAGUUCCAAACUUCAGAGUAUUUCUCAAAUUUAUUUAAAGCCAAAUUUUGCACUCCUUAGUAUCCCUUUAACAUCGCAAAGCAAAUAAAAAAAAACCUUGGCAUGUCCAUUACGUGUUUGACAUUUAAAUAUAUUUAAGCAAAAAAAACAAAAAAACCCAUAAAAAUAUCUUUUCGCACUGUGAGCAAAAAUCAAAAUGAGUGGAUAAAAGAACAAAGUAGAAAUAAAUCUAAAGUUUUUUCUCAGAGAUGCUUUAAAAAUUCUAAUCUGUAAAUACAAGAUUGGGUUUCGAAGAGUCGGGCUCUAAAAGCUGUAUGCACUCACUGUCUUUAGGUUUUUGUUGAUUUCUCUGUCUUGUCGCCGUCUUGUUGUUCUGUGUCGUUACGUUUGAUCAAUUGGAAAACUUUCGGGAGUCAGUCAGUGCCUUACGUUUGCUACUUUUACUUAUUUCUCUUUCCUGAGUAUGGGAAGCUGCUGUACAGAACAAAAAGCUGUUUUUCUGUGUUGGAUUUUCUAAGCGGUUGAAUUAAUAAAAAAUUUUGGUUUAAAAA